AUAUUCCACCCACUUGUUUCCCCUUUGUCCGAGGCUGAUGCCAUCAUGUGGAGUGAACCAUUUACAGGAAAGGAAAUGCUCUUUCAUUGCUUGCAAAGAAAGUGAAAGUAACAGUGCUCUUUCUAAGCUGGACAUGGCUGCUUCUGCUGCUGCUGCUAGGGAUCCCCUCCAGGAGGAAACCACUUGUUCAAUUUGCCUGGAGUAUUUCAAGGAUCCUGUGACCAUAGAAUGUGGGCACAAUUUCUGCCAAGCGUGCCUGACCCAGUGGUGGAGGGAGUCGGGGAAUGUGGAGAUCUCCUGCCCUCAGUGCAGAGAAAAAGUUCUGCAAAGGAAACUCAGGCCAAAUCGGCAGUUAGCCAACCUUGUAGAAAUCACCAAGAAACUCAGCCUUCAGGGGACUACGAGAGCAGAAGGCAAGGAGAGAGUCUGUGAGAAACACCAGGAGCCCCUCAAGCUCUUCUGCAAGGACCAUGAAACUUCCAUCUGUCUGGUGUGUGACAAGUCAAAGGAGCAUGAAAACCACAAGGUGAUUCCUCUGGAGGAGGCCUCGGAAGCAUACAAGGAUCUAAUUUUGAAUUUGAUGAAGACUCUGGAGAAGGAGAGAGAGAAAAUUUUGGCAUUCAAAGCAAAGACAGAAGAGGAAAGCCAAGGUUUGAUUAAGCAAACAAAAACAGAGAAGGAAAAGACUGUACUUGCAUUCAGACGAAUGCGCCAGUUUCUAGAAGAAAAAGAGAAGCUUCUGCUGGCCCAGAUGGAAGAGACAGAGAAGGAGAUUUCAGCCAAAAGGGAGGAACAUCUGGCCAUCCUUUCAGAGGAACUCUCCUCUCUUGAGGGUCUCAUCUGGGAGAUGAAGGAGAGGCAUCAGCAGCCGGCAAGUGAACUCCUCCAGGAUAUUGGAAGCUUCUUACAAGGGCAUGAGAAGAAGAAGUUUGAGAAUCCUGUGGCUUUUCCUCCUGCUCUGAAAUGGAAGAUCUGGGACUUCUGUGACAUGAAUCCCUUUCUGGAGGCUGUCAUCAAGAAAUUCAGAGACACUCUGGAAUCUGGACUUCAGCAGGAAAAAGCAAAGGUGACUCUGGAUCCAGAGACAGCACAUCCUCAUCUCAUCUUCUCUGAGGAUCAUCGAACUGUGACAUAUAGAGAGAAACCUCAAGAUCUUCCUGACAAUCCUGAGAGAUUCUACCCAAACCCUUAUGUGCUGGGCUGUGAGGGAUUCACAGGAGGCAGGCAUUUUUGGGAUGUUAUUAUAGGAAGUGAGGAGGGAUGGGCUGUGGGAGUGGCCAGGAAAUCUGUGGAAAGAAAGGACUCCUUCUUCUAUACUCCCAAGGAAGGGAUCUGGGACAUGGGGAAGUGGGCAAAUGCAUACAGGGCCUAUGAUCCCUCUGAUGAUCUUGUUCUGACCCUGAAGGAGGAGCUCAAGGUGAUCCGGGUGACCUUGAACUGUGAAGGGGGUCGGGUGGCCUUUUACAAUGCAGACACAGCAGACCUGAUCUUUGAAUUCCCUCCAGCCUCUUUCUCAGGAGAGACCCUCCUCCCCUCCUUUUAUGUGGUCCAUAAAGCCCACCUGACACUGUCUCCAUAAGGCUGGAGACCAGUCUCCAAAAACUCACAGCAGAAAAAGGAGCUUUAUCCUCUUGAUCUGGAUCUCUUACUUAUUUCUGCUCUCUUGCUGGAACCCCCCCCCCCAUACACACACACACACACACACACACACACACACAGGCUUUGACAGGGACAUAGCUAGGAUUUUGGGAAGAUGGGCCCAGACUAAGAGUCACCAUUUUGAGAGGCUAAGAGCCCCAUCCCCAACACAGAAAGAGGGUGGAGUGUUUACCUCAGGAAAGGAAAAGAAGAGAGGAGGGGGCUAUUCCCCUUCAGCCCAUUGCCAAGGGUUCCUCAGGGAAAGGAGAGGCAGGGGAAGGAAAAAUAAAACACGCCAGGGCAGGGAAGUUUUUGAGUCACAGGGACGUAGCCAAGGGGGGGGGGGUUC
Molecule: messenger RNA, 1987 nt
Organism: Sceloporus undulatus (fence lizard)
Lineage: Eukaryota; Metazoa; Chordata; Lepidosauria; Squamata; Phrynosomatidae
Product: E3 ubiquitin-protein ligase TRIM7-like
Exons: 7
Coding region: 38-1579 (513 amino acids)
Molecular function (GO): protein binding; zinc ion binding
Source: RefSeq, a predicted model, not a curated record